Molecule: messenger RNA, 7886 nt
Organism: Trichomycterus rosablanca
Lineage: Eukaryota; Metazoa; Chordata; Actinopteri; Siluriformes; Trichomycteridae
Gene: arid1ab
Product: AT-rich interactive domain 1Ab
Exons: 20
Coding region: 1-6612 (2203 amino acids)
Biological process (GO): positive regulation of DNA-templated transcription; regulation of transcription by RNA polymerase II; chromatin remodeling
Cellular component (GO): nBAF complex; brahma complex; SWI/SNF complex
Molecular function (GO): DNA binding; nucleosome binding
Source: RefSeq, a predicted model, not a curated record
AUGGCCGCUCAGGUCGCUAGCGUUGCGGCGCUCAAGACGGCCACCGAAUUAAAAAAGCCGGAGCGAAACGCGCCGGACGAGACGGUAAUGGGAGAAAAGCCUCAGGUAAACAAUGAUAACGGUGACUCUCCUGUUCAGAAAGAGCUGCAAGACGGCGCCGAGGUAGCUAAUGCAGGAGGAGGAGGGGACUAUGACAUGAAGAACGGCAAUUCCAGGAUGAGUAACAGUAAUAAUAAUAAUAACCAAAACGAUACCGAAGCUAAUAGCCAUUCAGGUAUUGGUCAUCACCACUCGGGCAGUUUCCCUCCACCGCCAUACGGUUAUAACCAGCACUACUGUCGGGGUCCUUUUCAUCAACAUGGCGGACAACAAAGCCCUGGCAUGGCAGCUGCGGCGGGGCUGUCGGGCAGCAUGAUGGAGCCCUAUUCGCCUAACUCGCACGAACACAGCUUCCCAAACCACUACAACAACUACGGGCCAUUCCCGAACCGGACUCAGAAUCAGGGCCAAGGCUACGGUAUGAAUUCUCCACGAAGCAAUCAGGCUUCGGCUCCCGCGGGCCAGUCAGGCAAGCAGCAGCAGCAGCAACAACCACCAGGAGGAUCCUCAAUUAUGGGUCCUUCCAAUAAUAAUCAGAGGUAUAACAUCGGCAACCCUCAGCCAACUUCUACCCCGACUUUAAACCAGCUUCUCACCUCCCCGAACUCAACAAGAGGCUACCAAAACUACCUACACAACGACUUCAACAGUCAGGACGGAACUAAUAAGGGACCAGGGGACAUGGGCAGCACUAAUCAGUAUGGUGGGGGCCAUCCGCCUUGGCAACAAAGAGGCCAUCAUGCGCCCCCCAUGAGCCCGGUAAACACUGGACAACCGCUUAACAGAAACCAGCCCCCAAGCCCAAUGGACCAGAUGAGCAAGAUCCGGGGCCAGCAUUACGGACCAGGAAACCCCUACACACAGCAGCAGGGGCCUCCACCAGGGUCCCAACAGGGGCCUCCUUACCCUGGGCAAGGUUAUGGAUCAUCUGGACCCCAGCGAUAUCCCAUGAGCUCACAGGGACGCACCCCUGGAGGACUGGGUAGCAUUCAGUAUGGACAGCAGAUGAGUUAUGGACAAGGCCCAGGAGCAUAUGGCCAGAAUCAAGGAAAUUACUAUGGGCAGCAAGGACCUUCUCCUCCACAAGGAGGCCCCCAACAGACUUCUUACCCCCAGCACCCUUCCAGUGUCCCAGGCUCCCAGCACCCAUACUCUCAACCUCCAUCAGGUCCCUCUCAUCCUCAGGGAGGGCCUUCUUUCCCACAGCAGCACCAGGGCCAAUCGCCAUAUCCCCAUUCUCCACAUUCCCAAACUGGCCAGCAACCAUACUCCCAGUCCCAGACUUCAUCUCAGUCCCCGGGUACACCUCAGUCAGCCCAGGGUCCUCAGCAGCCUGGAUAUCUUCAGCCAUCACCUGGUUCUGUGCAGUCUCCUCAGCAACAGCCUUCGCAGCAGCAGCAACCCAACACAGGACCACACCAGCCUUCAUCCUACCCACAAACCCCACCAAUGCAGCCUCAACAGCAGUCACCUUUUCAACGCUUUCCACCUCCACAGCAGGAGCUAUCCCAAGACUCCUUCACUUCCCAGACCUCUGGACCCCCUUCUAACCAACCUCUGGCUUCUAGUAAAAGUAGUACAGAGGAUGGCAUGCAGGGUCGACCUUCCAGCCUACCGGACUUGGGCUCCAUUGAUGACCUGCCCACGGGCACAGAGGGUGCAUUGAGUCCAGGGGUCAGCACAUCUGGUGUCUCCAGCAGCCAGGGCGAGCAGAGCAACCCUGCUCAGUCACCUUUCUCCCCACACACUUCUCCUCACAUGUCAAGUAUACAAGGGCCUUCCCCCUCACCUGUGGGUUCGCCUGCCAGUACCACUACUUCUCGCACUGGACCAGUUUCACCUGCCGGAAAUCAGAUGCCUCCUAGACCUUCCAGUGUUCAAUCCGAUGGAAUCCUACAUGCUUCCAUGAACCAGUCAGCCACAGGCCAGGACAGAGCCUUCAUGCGGAACCCACAGAUGCCUUCAUAUGGCUCUCCUCAGCCUGCCUCUUCUUUAUCCCCACGUCAUUCAUCUGGAGGCCAAAUUCAUCCUGGGAUGGGCCCAUACAAUCACAACAACAGUUUGGCCAAUUAUGGACCUCAAGGAGGACAGUAUGGCCCGCAAGGUUAUCCAAGGCAGCAAGGUUAUGGUGGCAUGCCUGGUACUAACUACCAUGGUGGACCAGGCAUGGGUGGCUCCAUGAAUCCCAUGGCAGGACAGGGAGGAGGGGGUGCAUAUGGGGGGAUGCCCCCUGGACGCAUGGGUCCAGGUCAGAUAGGCGCAAGGCCUUACAGUCCUGCCAUGAGCCCCAACAUGGGAGGCGUGCCUACUCAGGUGGCCUCAGGAAUGUGCCCUCCGCCUGGCAUGAACAGAAAACCCCAGGAUCCGGCACUGGCAGGAAUGUCUCAUGGCCCAUCCAACUCAAUACACAGGCCAUCUGGUUAUCCCAACACAGCCCAGGGCAUGAUGGGAGCUGGGUCUCCUUAUGCUCCGCCCAUGAACAGCAUGCAGGGAAUGAUGAACCAGGCAGGGCCAUAUGCUAUGGGUGGCAAUAUGGCCAACAACUCAGCAGGUAUGGUUCCUAGCCCAGAGUUUGGCAUGGAAAAGCUUAACCAAAAUCAGAAGAUAAAUAACAAAGCAGAUGGGACUCCAAAGACUGCAUCAAAAAAGAAGUCAAAUUCUUCAACCACUACGAAUGAAAAAAUAACACGGUUGUAUGAGCUGGGCCCUGAACCAGAGAGAAAGAUGUGGGUAGACCGUUACCUAGCCUUUGCUGAGGAGAAAGCCAUGGGCUUGAGCAACCUGCCUGCAGUGGGCCGCAAGCCUCUAGACCUCUUUCGUCUUUAUGUCUCCGUCAAAGAGAUUGGCGGUCUAACUCAGGUAAAUAAGAACAAAAAAUGGAGAGAACUUGCAACAAACCUGAAUGUAGGAACCUCUAGCAGUGCAGCAAGCUCACUGAAGAAGCAGUACAUUCAAUGUCUGUAUGCAUUUGAGUGCAAGAUUGAGCGUGGAGAAGACCCGCCGCCUGACAUUUUUACUAAUGACACCAAAAAGAACCAGGCAAAGGUGCAGCCUCCCUCUCCAGCGGGAUCUGGAUCUUUACAGGGCCCCCAGACACCCCAGUCUACUACAAGCUCCAUGGCUGAAGGAGGAGACCUGAAGCCCCCCACACCUGCUUCAACACCCCAUAGCCAGAUGCCUCCUAUGCCUGGUGGACAGUAUGUCAAAAAGAGCAGUGUGAAUGUUCAAGACCCUUUCGCUGACGGUGGAGAUCCUGCUUUUCCUAGACGAAACAUGACUCAAAACUCUAGCUACCAGCCUGGCAUGGCUGGACCUCCAGACAUCAUAGGUCGAAUGGGAUAUGAGCCUAAUAAAGAUCCUUUCAGUGGUAUGAGGAAAGCUGGAGAGCAGUUCAUGACUCCAGGGCAAGGCCCCAACAUUGGAAUGGGUGAGCAAUAUAACCGAGGUCAUCCAGGACCAAUGGGCAUGCAGAUGGGACAACGACAGCAGUAUGGACCAUAUGAUAGACGACAAGAGCCAGGCAUGGAUCCAGAUGGUACGGGACCUGGAGCUCCACAACCAAACAUGAUGCCUACUGGUUCUGACCCAGGGAUGUAUUCACCUAACCGGCCCCAACAGCAGCAAAGGCCUGAAAUGUAUAGUAAUCAGUACGUGGGACAAAAUGCUCCCCCUGGAGGGCCAUAUCAAAAUCAACAGCCUGGUAUCUAUCCACAGCAGCAGCCGAAUUACCCUCAGAAGCGGCCUGUAGAUGGUAGUUAUGGUCCUCCAUCAAAGCGUCAUGAAGGGGAGAUGUAUCCAUUCAGUGGACCACAGCAGCAGGACUCGCAGCCAGUGGGUGCUCACCCAGAAAUGUACAACCAGUAUAAUGCCUACCCUGGUUCAGACCGACGUCCAUCUGGUGCACAGAAUCAGUUCCCCUUUGGUUUUGGUUGUGAUAGAGGACCUAAUGCUGUAGGCUCAAACACCCAGUCCUCCAUACCACCACAGAUCAUGGGUAGCUCCAUGACAUCAGUUCCUGAUGGGCCUCAGGGUCGCAUCUGGCAGAGCCGCAAUGAUGUAAACUAUCCAAACUUUCCUAACCGACAAGGACCUCCUGGAGUUCCCCCUCAAGGUCCAGGCUAUCCCAGCAUGAACCGCUCAGAAGACAUAGUGCCUUCAGACCAGAGAAUGAAUCAUGAAGGUCUCUGGCCUGACCAUGUUAACCAACAGCAGCCAUCAUAUCGACCUGGUGGUUCUGGCCCUCCUAUGUCUCGAACGCCGCAGUCCAAUUAUCAGUCAUCUCAGAACCACAUUCCACAGGUAUCCAGCCCAACUCCAAUGCCGAGACCUAUAGAGAACAGGAGCUCACCUAGCAAAUCCCCAUACUUGCACCCUGGGAUGAAGAUUCAAAAAGCUGGACCUCCAGUCCCAGCCUCACACAUAGUCCAAACACCAGUGCAGCCUCCAUUAAUAAGGAGAGAUGUAGCCUUUCCACCCGACUCUGUGGAAGCAACUCGGCCAAUUCUCAAACCACGCUGCAGACUAACAUCGAAAGAAAUUGGAACACCAGAAGCCUGGAGAGUCAUGAUGUCCCUCAAAUCAGGGUUAUUAGCAGAGAGCACUUGGGCCUUGGACACCAUUAAUAUUCUUUUAUAUGAUGACAAUAGCAUUUCCACCUUUAACCUGUGUCAGCUUCCUGGUUUCCUUGAACUGAUAGUGGAAUACUUCCGUAGAUGUCUUAUUGAGAUUUUUGGCAUCCUAAAAGAAUAUGAGGUUGGGGAUCCUGGGCAGCAAACACUUACUAACCCGGAUGCCGUGGACACUGAUAUGUCUGAUGAAGAAGGCCCAGAGGCAGAACAAGUAGAUAAUGUGGAAGAAGAGGAAGAGGAAGAGGAGAAGAACAGCCAUCAGACAUCUCGGAUCCAGGUCAAGCAGGAGAUAGAUGAGUCUACAGAGGACCAGGACGAGAAAAAGGAAUGUUCUUCAGUCAAAGCAUCUAGGUUGUCACCACCUUUACAUGACAGCACUGUGCUGCAAGAGAAGCCCAAACAGGCUAGCAAAUUUGACAAGCUUCCUAUUAAAGUUGUACGAAAAAGAGAUCUAUUUGUCAUUAAUCGCACAAGCAAGUUGGGCCGGCGGCAGACCUUUGACAGUGGCUUGAUUCACUGGAGUGUUGGUGGAGGAGAUACCACUGAGCACAUCCAAACCCACUUUGAGAGCAGGAUGGAGCCAAAAAGAGUUUCCACUAAUACAGAGCCUAAGCCAUUUUGUUUCACAGAUCACUCAAGAACUCAGAUGUGUGUACAGCACCAACAACCAGAGCCACAGCUCUCCUCCGACCAUCUGUCAGCAGAAUUAAAGAACGUAUCAAAAGCCAUUAAAUCAGCUAGCAUAGCGACUGCCUUUGCUUUUGAUGUGACGGCACGGCCAGAGUCUGUUGCUGAGGAAGCAUUACAGGGCAGCACAGAGAACAAGAGGGUAAAUGAUAAAUUCUUGCUGAGCAACAAACUGGCAGAGAAGAGCAGCUGUGCAAAGAUUCUGGAGGAUGAGCCCCACAGCAAGGACGAAACCCCACUGUGCACGUUAUCGGACUGGCAGGACUCACUGGCUCGUCGCUGCAUAUGCAUUUCGAACAUUGUUCGCAGCCUCUCCUUUAUCCCUGGUAACGAUAAUGAAAUGUCCAAGCACCCAGGCCUGUUGCUGAUUCUGAGUCGUGUGGUGCUCUUGCACCAUCGACACCCUGAGCGCAAGCAGGCUCCUGUCACUUAUGAGAAAGAAGAGGAGGAGGAUGAAGGAGUCAGCUGUGAGCAAGAUGAGUGGUGGUGGGACUGUCUAGAAGUUUUAAGAGAAAAUUGUCUGGUGACAUUAGCAAACAUCUCAGGCCAACUGGACCUAUCCAUAUACCCUGAGAGUAUCUGCCUGCCAUUGCUGGAUGGACUCCUCCACUGGGCCGUUUGCCCCUCAGCCGAAGCCACUGACCCCUUUCCCACACUUGGGCUAAAUGGUACAUUGUCACCCCAGAGACUGGUCCUUGAGACUCUUAGCAAGCUCAGUGUCCAGGACAACAAUGUUGACCUCAUUCUGGCCACGCCACCCUUUAGUCGCUUGGAGAAACUCUUUAGUUCAGUGGUGCGCCUAGUUGGUGAACGUAAGGUGCCAGUGUGCCGGGAGAUGGCCAUAGUGCUGCUGGCCAAUUUGGCCCAGGGUGACAGCAUGGCAGUCAGGGCCAUUGCCAUGCAAAAGGGCACUGUGGGAAACCUUCUAGGCUUUCUGGAGGACAGUCUAGCAGCUAAACAGUUCCAGCAGAGUCAGAGUUCAUUGCUGCACCUGCAGGGGGCACACUUUGAGCCCACUAGUGUGGACAUGAUGCGGCGGGCUGCCUGUGCUCUGCAUGCCCUCGCCAAAGUUGAGGAGAACCAGUCUGAGUUUAUGUUGUAUGAGUCACGGCUACUGGAUGUAUCUGUAUCCCCCCUCCUAAACUCAGUGGUGUGCCAUGUGAUCUGUGAUGUACUGUUUCAGAUUGGCCAGUCAUGACAGCUGUGGGAUUUAUUCCUCUCCUCCCUUUUCUUUUCUAAGUCUGUGUAUGAGUGAAGAAAAUGUGACAGUGGAAAUUGAUUGCGUGUUCUUUUUUAAUUUAUGCAAAUCACCUCAGAUUACACCGUUUCUACUUUCACCUCUUUCUGUAAUAAGGAUUUUACAAGUGAUUUCACGAAGUGGAUUUAACACAUGAUGAAACAAAAAGCAACUAACAGAUAAAUGACAGACACUGCAAAUGAGCCUGUGGAAAUGUACUGCCACUUCAGAAGGACUUUUUUAAUUAAAUGAAAAUUAGAUUUAAAAAAAUUUAAUGAAACUGUUACCAAAGUUGCUGUCACGUUUACAAUGAGUUUGGGAAAUAAAAUUGCCAAAAAUACUCCUUUGGGUUGGCAGGCACAAAGACCACCAUUAUCUAGUUUAAUGCUUUGAGACUAUAUAGUUUCAGACUUUUAUGUUUGGUGUAAGUUGUUGUAACUUGGCUGAAAGCCCAUGAACCAGGUCAUUGGCUGUAAACAGACAUUUAUAAAUGGGAGGCCUGUGCAGUAGAUCGUAGGAUUUUUUUUUGUACUGUACACAGUAAAAAUAGAAACUGUAAACAUACUGUAAUAAUACUGUUUUACACUGAGAUGAAGCUGACUUGGCAGCAAAAACUGUAGUUUUUAAGAUGAUUUUAGCUCUUGUUGAGAGAGGGGGGGAAAUAUUUCCCCCAAACUAUUGUGAACCUACAACACCCUGACCUCUUUGUCCCAUGAUUGUAUGACUUGACCCUUCAAGAAAAAAAACCUUAGGACUGGUCUUGAGCUACAAGUGCAGUCUAGGCUAAGAUGUAAAUAAUGAUGUAUAAUACACUCUGAUCUUUCUUUCUCUCACUUUAUGGCACUCCACCAUUUUUAAUCUUUGAUGAAUUAAAGAUUACACCUAAGAUCCCUUCAUUGCGCUUUGCCAUGUGUUUAUUUAUUCUUUCCUAUUUACCUGGGGCAUGUUUUUUUAGUUUGUUUUACUGUGACCCUAAAUGGUUCACUUUAUAAAAAGAAAAAAAUUAAAGACAAGUUUAUGGCUACCAGUGAGCUCUACGUUAACCAAACAGACAUUCCCCUAAAAGUAACUCUGUUAGCCCAAGUCCUGUGAACCCUACAUAGGUGUAUUUUAAAUGUAGCUACAUUUUAAUGUAAAAACCUAUUACCCCUCUUUUCAAUUAAUAAAGAUCAUUUAUUCAGAAUGAAAUCUUUAUACAUGUUCCGAGUGUUAAGAAUAAAUGUAUAUAAAAUCUU